Messenger RNA from Staurois parvus, 519 nucleotides. NCBI's taxonomy places the organism in Eukaryota, Metazoa, Chordata, Amphibia, Anura, Ranidae. The record is from the annotation of a GenBank genome assembly.
ACACUGCCUGUCAGGCUGCUUGUACACUCACACACUGCAGUGCCAGCCACCCCAGUGCCCAAGUUUAGUGCCCCUGUGUCCCUGAUCACUGCUUCAGAAUAUCAAUAAUAAAUAAUGCAGGGAGGCCCUGCCACCUGUUCCAGUGCGCACAAAAAAACCCCCAUACACAAAACCAAUGAUCACCGCCAUACUAGUAUCCUGAUCACCGCCAUACCCCAAACCAACACCCUGUUCACUGCCAUACACCAUACCAGCACCCUGAUCACCGCCAUACCCCAUACCAGCAUCCUGAUUACCUCAAUACCCCAAACCAGCAUCUUGAUCACCCGAUAUUCCAUACCAGCAUCCUGAUCACUGCCAUACCCCAUGCCAGCGUCCUGAUCAAAGCCAUACCACAUACCAUCACCCUGAUCAUCACCUAUACCCCAUACCAGUGUUCUGAUCAAUGCCAUACCCCAUACCAGCUUUUUGAUCACAACCAUACCCUAUACCAGCAUCCUGAUCAUAGCCAUACCCCAU